Messenger RNA from Caenorhabditis bovis, 777 nucleotides. NCBI's taxonomy places the organism in Eukaryota, Metazoa, Nematoda, Chromadorea, Rhabditida, Rhabditidae. The record is from the annotation of a GenBank genome assembly.
AUGGUACAAACGCUUCCGGUUAACAUUAACAAAAAAUCAACUUCUGAAGGAUUAACAUCAGGAUAUUCUACUCAAUCCAAUUCACCUGAAGAUUCCAAGCUAAAAUAUCGGUUUAACAGAAGUGAUUUCGAUUCCUGCCUUUCUAUUGCGGCCAAGAUACGGCCUCUCGAUUCGGCGAGUUGCUCAGAUUUUAUUCCCGUGGUGACGCCAAACGAAUCAGAGCCACAUAAAAUAUGGUACAAUAAAUUAUUGGCAAUGCGGGAAGAAUAUAUUAACAAAGAACGAGGCGCUUUUCCGCCAUUUCCGCCACCCCCACUUCCUUCUGUAUUAAUAGCUGCAAGUAAAUCUUCCAGUACGAAUUCUUUUGAAGAAAUCAAGCGUGCAAAUAUUGAUGACCUCGAUCAAUUAUUAAACGAACAUUAUGAGAAGGAAUUGAAGAAUCGAUUUCAUCCGACUGAUUUUAAUCCUCUACCACCUCCUCAUGUAUUCCUCGAGAUGAUUAAAACGCUGGCUCCUCACGAGUACGUGGAUUUGACAUAUGCUUUAGCCGGCGCUGUUCUUCUGCAGCUUGGAUUGAAGCUUCCUAGUCACUACCCCCCAUUACCUCCAAAAAUGGAGCCAAUAGGGAAGCUUCAUAUCGAAAAGGCAUACGAAUCGAAUGUUUCGUCAGAAUCAUCUUCUGAUGGCGAAUAUUCUGAUGAUUCGGAGGAGACCAAGUUGUUGAUGAAAAAGAAAAAGGAAGCAAAUAUGAAAAGAGUUGUGUCGCAGCCUUUGUAA